Messenger RNA from Cucumis melo (muskmelon), 2615 nucleotides. RefSeq names its product putative pentatricopeptide repeat-containing protein At5g47460. Gene Ontology annotation, biological process: RNA modification. The transcript has a single exon. The record is from RefSeq and is a predicted model, not a curated record. The coding region runs from base 68 to 1849 and encodes 593 amino acids. Gene Ontology annotation, molecular function: RNA binding; protein binding. Lineage: Eukaryota; Viridiplantae; Streptophyta; Magnoliopsida; Cucurbitales; Cucurbitaceae.
ACUAUCAUAAAGAGGGGAAGGGGGAAAAGAGACAAUCUUGGCCAUGGGGAAUUGAUUUUGCAAAAUUAUGCAAAGACCCUUCUCUACCAAAUUAGUAUUAAAGCCACUGCUUCAAAAACCUUCCGCCAUAAUCUCAAUUCACAAUGCCUCGAAUUUUCAGCCAUGUUUCUCAGUCGAUGACCAAGCUCCUUCUACCGCCCUCCGAACGGCUCUUGCCGGCGGCGGCCACACCGCCGAGUUGGCUCUAGCCGAGGCCUUUCGGGCGCUCAAAUGCAACCCAAAUGGCUAUGCUUUGGUUCAACUGGUUCGAGCCUGCACGAGCCAUGCCUGGGAUUCCUGUGGCCACCAGCUUCACAGCUACAUUUUGCGAUCUGGGUUUGCUUCUAACGUCUUCGUGGGCACAGCCAUGGUCAAUUUCUACAUCAAAACUGAGUCCUUUGAUAGUGCCCAUAAGCUGUUUGAUGAAAUGCCUCAACCAAGUUUGGUUACUUGGAACUCCUUGAUCUCUGGUUAUGUUCGUUGUGGCCAGUUUCGCAAGGCUUUGUGUUUGUUUAUUCAGCUUGAUGGGUCUGAAAAUCUUGUGGAUUCAUAUUCUUUGUCUAUAGCUUUGAGUGCCUCUGGUCAUCUGGGUUGGCUGAUAUUGGGGCAGUCGAUUCAUUCAAAAGUUGUAAAGCUUGGUUUGGAAGACAAUACCGUUGUUGCUAAUUGUUUGAUUGACAUGUAUGGAAAAUGCGAGUCUUUUGAAGGGGCAGUUGAAGUGUUUAAUGACAUGAUAGGUAAGGAUACAAUUUCAUGGAAUUCAGUUAUUGCAGCCAGUGCUAGAAACAGAAGGCUAGAACAGGCAUCGAGAUAUUUGCAACUAAUGCCUCGACCCGAUACUAUAUCAUUUAAUGAACUAAUAAAUGGUUAUGCUCAAUUUGGAGAUAUUGAAUAUGCUGUAGAAAUUCUAUCAAAGAUGGAUAGUCCAAACUCUUCAUCUUGGAAUGCAGUGUUAACAGGAUAUGUUGAUAGGGAUGAAACGUGGAAAGCUCUGAGUUUCUUCACUAAAAUGCACUCUUGCGAUGUUGGGAUGGAUCAAUUCACAUUUUCAAGCAUUUUGAGUGGCGUUGCAGGGCUCUCGGCAUUGGAAUGGGGUUUGGCGAUCCAUUGUUGCAUUACUAAAUGUGGUUUAGAUACCUCGACUGUUGUUGGCAGCGCCCUAAUCAAUAUGUACUCAAAAUGUGGGCAUGUGAACUCUGCUGAAAUUAUAUUUCAGUCGUUGCCCAAGAAGAACUUGGUAUCUUGGAAUGCAAUGAUCUCAGGUUUGGCUCACAAUGGCAAAACAAUGGAAGUGAUCCGUCUUUUUGAGAAGCUAAAGAAGACGAAAGAUGUAAAGCCUGAUAACAUCACAUUUCUCUACAUUCUACCAUCAUGUUCAGAUAAUCAAGUUCCACUGGAAGCCACAAUGCAGUGCUUCAAAUCAAUGGUUGAGGAUUAUGGUAUCAAACCAACUAUUGAGCAUUGUUGUACUAUGGUUAGGCUAAUGGGACAGAGAGGGGAUGUUCAUGGAAGCAAGAGGCUAAUACAUGAAUUAGGGUUUGAUUCGAGUGGAUCAGUUUGGCGAGCUCUUCUGGGUGCUUGUGGCGUUUUGAGGGAUUUAAAAUUAGCAAAGGUAGCAGCAGCAAAAGUAAUAGUGUUAGGGGCUGCUGAUGAUUACGUAUAUGUUAUGCUGUCUAACAUAUUUGCAUCCCAUGGAAAAUGGAGAGAUGUGAAAUUAGUUAGGGAGUUGAUGAGUAAGAAAGGGUUUAGAAAAGAAACUGGAUAUAGUUGGUUGAUUGAGAUGGAAAACGAAAUUUUUUUAUCAAAUUAGUUCAUUUUGAACAACUUUUAAAACAAAGGAUUUUGUUUGCAUAAGCUUCCAAGAUUUUCUAUAGAGAUUUGGCUAUUAAUGGAUACAACCCAACUACAAUUUUCCUUUGAGUUCAAUUGACGUUAGCACAACACAGCUAAGAUUUUGCUGAGUUCAUGUUAGGUCAAUAGAACAUAACUAUAAAUUUUCUUUAAACCUUUGACAAUCAAGCAUGUACGAUGAUGGACGAGCUAAGAACAUAAUAUCUAGUUCAACACAUUAGGUGAAUAGAACAAAACUAAAAACUUUCUUUCAACCUUUGACAAUCAAGUACCUUGAUGACGAACAAGCUAAAAUGAUCUCUUAUACAAGAUCAUUUCCAACAAACCCCAUCAAAUAUCUUAAGUUAUAGUACAGAACAUGGCAGGCCUCAUUUUCUUAGUUGCUAAACAGAUCCCAUUUGUCUUCAAGAUAUACCAAAAGACAAGAAAAUAAUAUGAUGUGUAUCUCAAUAAAUAAUAAACGUACAUAUUGAAUGUAUGACAAAGAUCAAACAUUUAUAACCCACAACAAUGGCAAAAUAUGAUUUCCUAAGUUGCCAUGAGAACUAGAAUCACUAUAUUUUUAUUUCAACACAAUCUGUCGUCUGGAUGAAUCAAAAUUAGUUAACGAGCAGUAUUCGUGACAGUUCAUAAAAGAAAUCCUCUAAACCAUUACUGAUAUCCCCUUGUCACUGCAACAAUCUGCCAAAAAAAGUCACCUUGGAACGGAUAAACCUAACUCUGCA